AAAUUUCGUGGACGGUUGCAAUCUCAAGGGAAAAUGAAGAACUUGGUUGUGGCCUUGUUUUUCGUGCUGAGUUGUGUCGUUUCCGCCCAAUAUUUGACUCGCUGGGGCUACGAUCCUUAUGCUUACCUGACUUCAACGCAGGGAAUGUCCGAAAUGAUUGAAGCCCGUGCUCCACAUAAAUCCAACCGCAUGUUUGGCACUCUCGUCAAUCGAUUCAUUCUCAAAAAUCAAGAUUCAAGAAUUGAAAACCUCGAAAUUGAAAUUCAAAAAUUGAAAGCAUGUACCUGUACCAUCCCUACAAUCACCAUGGCAUCCGUCUCUAAGAUACCAACUUCCUGUGGAGACUUGCAACAGAUGGGUCACACGAAGAACGGACUUUAUUCCGUGAUGGGAAGCAAACAAGUCGAGACUGUUUACUGCGACUUCACAAAGCCAUUUGGCGCAGCAGAUUUUCAGGUACUGAUUGGUUCCGUUGGCGUUAAAUCAGUGGCAACGAACUUCUACGUUCAGAAACACACGAAAUUUUCGAGAAGAAAUACUCCGAUUCCGUUUGAGGUAGAAACCGUAAAUAACGGAGGAGCCAUGGAUUUGGCAUCAGGGAAAUUUACUGCACCCGUUAAGGGGACGUACUUCUUCACCUUUGCGGGACAUGCUAGUUUUCCUUCUUCGUUUACUCAAGUAGAAAUCCUUAGCAUAGAUUUUUACAGGAAUGGCAAUAAAGUUGGAACGGCCGAAGUUGGCGAGUUUCAUUCGGCCAACAAUCAGUUAUGUCCGUUAACCCUCCAGUCUUCUCAGAACUUGCAGGCUGGAGAUCAAGUCUGGUUGCAGAUUGAAACCGUAUCCAGUGGGGUUGAACUAUAUGACGAUAGUCGACAUCUGACUCAUUUUAGUGGCUUUCUUUUAGAGGAAGAUUUCUCGUAA
This is a messenger RNA of Daphnia carinata, 921 nucleotides long. Its product is annotated as complement C1q tumor necrosis factor-related protein 5-like. NCBI's taxonomy places the organism in Eukaryota, Metazoa, Arthropoda, Branchiopoda, Diplostraca, Daphniidae. The record is from RefSeq and is a predicted model, not a curated record. The transcript is spliced from 4 exons. The coding region runs from base 34 to 921 and encodes 295 amino acids. Gene Ontology annotation, molecular function: protein binding.